AUGUUCUUUAAGCGUGCGUUAGUCGCGCUGUUUGCGGCCUGGACUAUCUCUGUUGCUGCAAACCCUGUCGCGGAUCCCCUUCCAGAUGACAUCUAUCUCCCCGAUCUUCGUCUGUCCCCUCGCGAGGUUCAAGAUUUAAAGGACAACCAAAAGUUUCCUCCAGGCUACGUUCACAAGAUGGUGACCUUCGGAACUGGCGAAGACACCACUACUGUUCCCAUCGUUGAAGCCGACCCCGAUAUGCUUCUCGAUGACGAAAAGGGAAUGAAAGCGCGUUCCUUGGCACCACGAGGUUCUUGCUUCAGUUUCCCUAUGCCUUCAUCCGGGUGCAUGAUCGACUACUGCUGGAUUGAUAGCGGAGGGCAUACCUACUCAGCAGCAAUCACCAUCAGGGGCAGUAACGGGCAAUCCAAUCCCUCAUCUGUAACAAGCAAUGAUCCGGCCAAUCUUUCGCUCAACAAUGUAUUCAACGAUGGUUACAAUGAUCGCAUCUCAUGCGGUGAGAACAUCGCUUACACCAUAGGAAACGUCGUCCGUGAUUGGUGUGUUGAUAGUAAGCUAGGGGUUUCGAUCUGCGAUAAUGUGGCCAGUAAUGAUAUUUGCUUGCGAAACCUCUACACAACUCUCGAUGCCUCGAUAACUGCAGCGGACACGGAGGCACAAAGGCUGCGAUGUUUCGGUCAUAUUCUAAAUCUCGUUGCCCAAACCUUCCUCUACGGCGAUGAUAUAGCUUCUUUCAAACUCCAGUCUGAGGCCUAUGAUAUGUUAGAGCGGGUUGAAGAAAACCUCGAACCCUGGCGAGCCAAGGGUUUAGUUAGGAAGCUUUACAAUAGCGUUAAGUUCAUCCGACCGUCUCCGCAAUGCACCGAAGCUUUCAAAGCAUAUGCAAGGGAGCAGGAGGAGAUAGACACAUAUAAGCUUACAGAGGAAUCAACUGCAGAGAUUGAAGUCAUACAGAACAACGCUACGAGAUGGUACUCGACUUAUAUGGUGAUUGAGCGUGCCUUAGUCCAGUAG
Messenger RNA from Fusarium tjaetaba, 1017 nucleotides. Its product is annotated as secreted in xylem 2. Lineage: Eukaryota; Fungi; Ascomycota; Sordariomycetes; Hypocreales; Nectriaceae. The transcript has 2 exons. Bases 1 to 1017 code for a protein of 338 amino acids. The record is from RefSeq and is a predicted model, not a curated record.